ACGAAUAAAAGGAGAGAUAAGGAAAUAACUUGCUGUAACAAAUGUGGAACAAUGCUUUGUAAAUGAAGACAGGUGGUUUUAUUCAUACCCUUUUCGAGCUUCUUAAUUGUUUUGGCCAGUUAAAACACAUUCGCUUCACACAGUCGUGAACUAAACUGAGCACAGCGCCCAGGGAAAUGGACUUCCUGACACUAUUCGGGAUCUAUGUGGCGGUGGUGCUCACUUGCAUCUCCCUGGUGUGUCGAUACUCAGGCCAGCAGCACACUCCAUUCAGCCGAGCAUACAACACUCUCUCUGAGGUUGUUUCUCCUUGGAUCCCACAAUGUCUUCAAAAUAUCUGCUAUAAGGGUUUGCACAGACUCUUCCACCAGAGAAACAGCCUCUUCAUUUACUUGCAUUUUUUUCUCGAAGCUGUUGUGUAUGGAGAAUUCUCCUAUGAGAUCUUCGGGUUCUGUUUAGAAAUGGACACCACUUUGUUCAACGUGUGUCUUCCAUAUUUCUUCUUGGCAAUUAAGUCGUAUGUCUUUUACCUGUGCUGUAGUAAGGAUCCAGGUACACUGACAAAGGAAAACCAUGCAUUUCAGAUGAAGGUGUACCAGUAUGAUGAGAAGUUGUUUCAAGAGGGAAUCAUUUGCCAAACAUGUCAUCUGGUGAAACCUGCCAGAUCUAAACACUGUAGUGUAUGUAACCGAUGUGUGCAGAGAUUUGACCACCACUGUGUGUGGGUAAAUAACUGCAUUGGUGCUCAGAACACUAGAUUCUUCCUGCUCUACCUGCUGAGUGUAUGUGCCAUGGCAGGAGAUAUUGCACUUCUCACAGCAGACAUGUUAUUUCAUUCUAUUGUGCGAUCUGGAAUCAUGCAUGCAUAUUAUGUUGAUGCAGAGGGUCAGCAGCAGCCUGUAGGAACUCUGAUGGUUAUACAGCACCUCUUCAUGACCUUCCCUAGGAUAGUCUUCAUGCUUGGAUUUGUGGUAUUUGUAUUUUUCCUCGUGGCAGGAUACACCAUUUUUCAUUGUUACCUGGCUUUGGUGAAUCAGACAUCUAAUGAAUGGUUCAAGCAGAAAGGCCAUGGCUGCCAGCACUGCGAUCCUGUCUCUGGACUUCAAUGCCAUGCUUCCUACAACCCACUGCGAGGUUUUUAUUACAGAGGAAUCCUUAAAAAUCUUGGGGAAAUAAUUUGGCCUUUAUGCCCUACACAGAAGAAAGACAAUUAGCAUCUGGUUAAGGGAGUUUGGCCAAAAGUAAAAGAAUCAAGUAAAAGAAUCUUAUAACCAAAAGCCAAAAGUUUAGCAUUGUGCAAACUACAUGCCUGAAUCUUUGCACAUUUGCUUUGCAUUCAUUGAUCUUAAAAACACUUGUUGAUGUGGUUUCUGACUUUGUAUGUCAAUUUUAUUUAUAAAACGUUCAACAGGACGUAAGCGCUGAAAACUCACCAUCUUCUUCAUUAUUUUGUUUUGUAUGACAACAGAACUGAUUUAAAUAAAAUAGAUUAGAUUCAUUUUAUGAAAAUGUUUACAUACAUGUGGUAUCUAUAAAAAUGCUAACCAUCUUUCCUGUAGUGAUUUGUAUAAAAUUAGAGUUUGCAUAAUGCUUUGUCUUUACCUUUUAUCGAUCCAUUCUGUAGCCCCUGUAUAAGAUUUUGGACCCUAAACAAGUCAUGUGACUAUUUCUGUAGUCACUUCUACUAUCUGUAAAUUUCCUUUUUGUCUGGAUGUUUCCAAAAUGUGUUUUGUAUGACUUGGUGAGUGGGAUUUUUGAAAUAAAUGUUUUUUGUCUGA
Tachysurus fulvidraco (yellow catfish) is the source of this 1778-nucleotide messenger RNA. It is a transcript of the gene zdhhc4, whose product is annotated as zinc finger DHHC-type palmitoyltransferase 4. Gene Ontology annotation, cellular component: endoplasmic reticulum; Golgi apparatus. Gene Ontology annotation, biological process: peptidyl-L-cysteine S-palmitoylation; protein targeting to membrane. The record is from RefSeq and is a predicted model, not a curated record. The transcript has 7 exons. Gene Ontology annotation, molecular function: protein-cysteine S-palmitoyltransferase activity. Bases 177 to 1214 code for a protein of 345 amino acids. NCBI's taxonomy places the organism in Eukaryota, Metazoa, Chordata, Actinopteri, Siluriformes, Bagridae.